Molecule: messenger RNA, 1779 nt
Organism: Physella acuta
Lineage: Eukaryota; Metazoa; Mollusca; Gastropoda; Physidae
Molecular function (GO): CoA-ligase activity
Source: RefSeq, a predicted model, not a curated record
UCAGCGUUUUAUUUUUUUAGAAGAGUGCGCUAAAAGAUGGGCACCACAGUCAGCUCAAUGAAAGACUUGGAUACUAUCCCAAAGCGGGUGAAAUAUUUGUCUGAAGCUGCACCACAGAAGGAACUCUUCGUGUUCUAUGAUGAGAAGAAAAGAAGUUCCUUGACAGCGCUGGAAGUCUAUCAGAUGUCUGGACGGUUCGCCAACAGACUCAAACAGGAAGGUUUCCAGCGUCAUGAUGUCGUCUGCAACACACUGCCCAACUCUCCAGAGCGGGUCAUCACUGACCUUGGCAUUGUGUUUGCUGGGUGUACGCCCAUAAAUGGUCACGCCCUGCUUGCCGACGGCUCUGAUUUGUUCCAUGUCCUGAAAGUGAGCAAAUGUCGAGCAGUGAUUGUGUCUGACGAGGCCAACUCUAACGCCCACAAAGUCCUGCAGCCUUUCUACAAGAGCGACUCUCAUCACCUGUUUAAUACCCUUCACCAUAAGGAUCUGCCUUCUCUUACGUCAGCCAUUGUUGUUUCCAGGGAAACCAAAGGGUCAAGGUCGCCGCUGAUGGACCUAUUGAGGUCUUCAAAAUUAGAGACGCUGACAGACUCUGUCGUGCCGGCAGACCUCGCCUUUGUUUUUGCAACUUCCGGCUCGACCGGCUACUCCAAACUUGUGCCCCGGUCCCACGAGGAACUGCUGAGGACGACGGACGGUCUAGUGGCCAGGUUCUCGGCUGGGAGGAGCGUGACCAGCCCCGGCGAGAACAAGGUCAAGAUUUUCAACGACCGUCUGCUAGGUUGGAUGGGUGGAUUCCCAGCAGAGGUCUACUGUAACGGCGACACGCGGGUGUUGAUGGACGUCUACCGGAGGCCGUGCAGCCUGGAGGCCAAGUGGGACGCUGCCGUGACGGAGAAGUGCGGCUCCUUCAGUCUCUCUCCCAGGGAGGUGGACGCCGUGCUGAGACACGCAGAGAAGCAGGGGACACUGGCACAGGAGAUGGCCAUCUCGACAGGUGGACAGCCGCUCACACAGCAACAAAUAACAAAGAUGUUGAAACUGUCCAAGAGAAUUAUCAUCGGGUACGGUUCAACAGAAUCUGGGGCCAUUUCAUCAGCUGUUGUCGUAGACAACAACUACACCAACUUUAGUUGUGGCAAGCUGAGCCCAGACAUCACUUUAAAGAUCACUAACUCAGCUGGAGAGACUUGUGGACCAAACGAAUAUGGAACUAUCUAUGUUAAAGGCAACUUUGUACUGAAGAAAUAUUUCAACCGUCUGGAUGAGCCGGACCAGCAGACGACCAAAGCCUUCACGUCUGACGGCUGGUUCAACACCGAGGACUGCGGCUGUCUGGACGGGGACGGCAACAUCUACGUUGUGGGGAGGAACAGCGACACCAUCACCCACGGGCUGUUUGCUGUGUACCCCGGGUGGAUCGAGAAGAAAAUUCUGGAACAUCCACAAGUAGAAGACGUGUGUGUGGUGCCGGUGUCCGAUCCAGAAAUACAUCAGAAGAUCUGCGCAUGCCUGAAGCUGUUUCCCGGAAGUGGAGUGACCGAGAAGGAGAUGAGGGAACAUUUUAACAAGAAGAUUUUUGCCAACGUUGAGCAAGGGUUGACGCCCAUGCCAGAAUACAUCAUGUUGUUCCAUGACGACUUCCCUCUCACCCCCACGGGGAAGGCACACAGAGAGGAAAUAAAACGGUUGGCUGAGAAAAAGUUUGGACGCAAGUAAAAUAAGACGUGCAGCCACAAUGUUUCAGUUAGUCUCAAGUAUGGAGAGUAUUUCUAC